Messenger RNA from Punctularia strigosozonata HHB-11173 SS5, 3482 nucleotides. Its product is annotated as ARM repeat-containing protein. The record is from RefSeq and is a predicted model, not a curated record. The transcript has 16 exons. Bases 1 to 2952 code for a protein of 983 amino acids. Gene Ontology annotation, cellular component: endosome membrane; PAS complex; fungal-type vacuole membrane. Gene Ontology annotation, biological process: phosphatidylinositol biosynthetic process; positive regulation of kinase activity. NCBI's taxonomy places the organism in Eukaryota, Fungi, Basidiomycota, Agaricomycetes, Corticiales, Punctulariaceae.
AUGGAUUCGGCAAUCGCGAAACAGCUGGUGGAUAAGAUGUACGAGAAGAGGAAGGCGGCUGCGUUGGACCUGGAGAAGCAGAUUCGAGACUGUCACCGGGAAGGUGACCAUCGGAGGAUAGGUCAAAUCAUAGACCAGCUGGUCGAAAUGUUCAACAAGCCUAGCAAUCCUCUGCAUGUCCGAAACGGGGGGCUCAUCGGUCUUGCUGCCACGGCUAUCGCCCUUGGGGUGGACGUCGCUCCAUAUAUGGAGAAGUUUAUCGACUCGCUCCUUAUAUGCUUCACAGACCCCGAGAACAGAGUCCGGUAUUUCUCUGCGGAAUGUCUAUACAACAUCGCCAAGGUGUCCAAAGGAGAAAUCUUGGUAUAUUUCAACCCGAUCUUCGACGCGUUGAGUAAGCUUGCGGCAGACUCAGAGCUCUCCGUCAAGAAUGGGGCCGAGCUGCUAGACAGGUUACUGAAGGACAUUGUGGCCGAAUCCGCCUCGGCAUAUAUUCCUCAGUAUCCCGAGACAGAGAAGAUCAGAGAGAAAGCGGACGAACUUUAUGGGCAAGGCAUUGUAGUGCCUCAUCCGGAUGACGUCGCGAAUGGCGAAGACAUGCGAGAAGCCAGAAAAGCUUUCUCCCUCGCGCACUUCAUACCCUUGCUCUCCGAGCGUAUAUACGUUGUCAGCCCCUUUACCCGCAGCUUCUUGGUUUCCUGGAUAACCGUUCUUGACUCUGUUCCUGAAUUGGAACUCAUCACAUACCUUCCAGAAUUCUUCGAUGGCCUACUAAAGUACCUCUCGGACCCCAUCGAGGACGUGAAGAUCGCUACUGAGAAUAUAUUGGCCGACUUUCUGAAGGAGAUCCGCGAUGUCACGUUGACGCAGAAACGGAUGGAAAGGAACAAAUCUCGGCAUACGACGUCGUCUACUAUUCCCUCUGUUCGGCCUAUUGCAAAUGACGAAACCUCCCGGUUAGAUCGAGGACCAUUCGUUGCAGAAGGCUACGAGCAUGAGGCGGAGUACGACAAGAACUCGUUGCUGAAGGAUGAACCCGAAGCAAUAGAUGAUAUUGGUGCUUGGGAACGCGGUCAAGGUGUGAGAAUCGAUUAUGAUGCUCUUACAGAAAUCUUGAUGGAGCAGCUGGACGGGCAACACGACGAGAUCCAGGAGUCGACGGCACUUCAAUGGCUUGCGGAGUUUCUAUCAGUCGCACCUGAAGUCUUGAUACCAUUCACCCCUCGGUUACUGCAUGCCAUCCUUCCGAACCUCGCACAUCAUCACGAUAUGAUACGGAAUGCGGCCAUACGUACUAACAGACUGUUGACCGCGGUCAUUCAGGCGCUUCCCGCGCCGCCAACAGCCGAGAAGUCUGGUACACCCUCCGUACGAACAUCCGCCACAUCUCCUGCCCCGAGCGUUCCAGGGUCUACUACCCGUCAGACAUUCAGCAAGGAUGCGAUUUCAUUGCCGCACGAAAAGAGCAUGGAAUCAUUGUCCGACGCCGGCCCUACACCUACGCAGUCGACCAUCACUGCGGCUGCGAAAGUCAACAGCGUGGCACAGUCCGAUCUUACCAACCCAGCGGCUCAAGAUGUACCAAUGCAACCCUCAUUACCUCCCCAAACCGGAGUUUUACAGCCGGCACCUCCCUCGGAGGAGCCUGAUCCAUUCGAUUAUCAGACCACCGUGAAUGCACUCACUCUCCAAUUUCUGAGCGAGCAUGAAGAAACGAGGGUCGCGGCACUGAAAUGGCUGAUUAUGCUACAUCAGAAAGCUCCCAAGAAGAUAUUAGCAAUGGAUGAUGGAACAUUCCCUGCAUUGCUUAAGACGCUUUCUGACUCGUCUGAAGAGGUCAUCAAACAAGACCUUCAACUGAUUGCUCAGAUAUCUUCGACCUCUGAGGAGGGUUAUUUCAAGGCGUUCAUGAUCAAUCUGCUUGGACUAUUCAGCACCGACAGAAAGCUUCUCGAGACCCGAGGGAGUCUGAUCAUAAGACAGCUUUGCCUGAAUCUCAAUACAGAGCGGAUUUACCGCACAUUCGCUGAAAUCCUCGACAAAGAAGAGGAUUUGGAAUUUGCCAGCGGAAUAGUGCAGAAGCUGAACUUGAUUCUGAUCACAUCACCUGAACUAGCGGACUUCCGCCGGAGGUUGAAGAAUCUAGAGACACGUCCGGACGGUCAGGCGUUGUUCACUACGCUAUAUAGGUCAUGGUGUCACAAUGCAGUCGCGACGUUCUCGCUCUGUCUGUUAGCGCAGGCGUACGAGCAUGCAUCAAACUUGCUCUACAUAUUUGCGGAAUUGGACAUGACGGUGUCUUUACUGGUGCAAGUUGACAAGUUGGUUCAGCUCAUUGAAUCGCCGGUCUUCACAUACCUACGUUUACAGCUACUUGAGCCUGACAGAUAUCCCUUCCUCUUCAAGUGCCUAUACGGCCUUUUGAUGCUGUUGCCACAAAGUUCUGCUUUCUUGUCGUUACGCAAUCGGUUGCAUGCGGUCAACUCCGCUGGCUUCCUGCAUAUAUCACCAAAGACGCCAGGGGCAUCGAUCUCCAGCACGAGAUCCAAAAUCGGACGCGAAGAAAUAAAAUGGCAGGAGCUCCUAUCUCACUUCCGGUCCGUGCAGUUCAAACACGAGAAAGCGAGAAGGCAGGCGUCCGGCUCAGAAGUCACGUUCACGGAUUUCAUGGACAUCGAGCGGCCCAGCAAUACACCAGCACCAGCGAACGCUACGUCAUCUGCAGGGGCGCGUAACCCCUUGCGACGGCAGGGUACAGGAGCUCAGAAUCAGGCGCCGUCUCGAGCUGGCGCACUUUCACCCUUGAAUCCGCACAAAAGGACGACCGGGCAAAUCGCUGUGAUGGCGGCGUCGCGCUUUGGUCGUGCCGCGCCUAACCGGUCACCGAGUCCUGCAUCUUCAGAGGGCAAAACAAAGCCAGAGCGGUCAUUCAGUUUGUCCCGGAAAACAUAACAUUAGCCUCAAUUCGACCGAUGUUAGUCUAGGGCUACUAAUUUAUUGAUAUACGCCUUGGAUGUAUCUACGACAGCAAUGAUUAUAUCUCGGAUAAUGGUAAUCACGAGGUUGCCUCUACUGAAUCGGGAACUGUUGCAAGGUGACGACGGAUCUGAGAUAUGUCUCCCUCAGUCAGCCCUAAAUAAGCGCGACAAUAUCCCUCAGCAUCGCCAUAACGUCCCUUUAGCAACAUAAGGAAAGCGAGCAUUGUCUCAUGUCUGCAGGUAAACAUGUUUAGUGCUGCCUGAUUGUUACUGGAAAACAGGGGCUCCUUCGUGAGACGUGCCAUAAUCUUUGCCCGGCAUGGUUCUCGCCCUAUGCGUGUCAAUGCAUAAUCAAGGGCGAUGGUGUCAUCGUCUACUUCCGCCAAUCGUAGGAUGAGGGCGGCGAGGAUUCCAGUUCUGUCUUUUCCGGCUGUACAGUGGAAAAGGAACGGUUCGUCUGGUCUAUCCCUGACAUGCCGCAUUAUUGUGCCAAAGCAGGGACCC